Molecule: messenger RNA, 906 nt
Organism: Dentiscutata erythropus
Lineage: Eukaryota; Fungi; Glomeromycota; Glomeromycetes; Diversisporales; Gigasporaceae
Source: the annotation of a GenBank genome assembly
AUGGUAAAGGUAUUAGUACUCGGCGCUUCAGGAUACAUUGGAAAUGCUGUAGCGCAAGCAUUUGCAAGAUCAGGUCAUGAAGCCUUUGGUUUAGUUCGUAAGCGUGAAAAAGUCAAUAUGUUGGCUAGGAAUGAAAUAUUUCCAAUUUUAGGUGAUGUUAAUGAUUUAUCUAGUUGGAUGCCUACAGCAGAGCUAUGUGAUGUCAUAGUCGAUGCAACAUCAGAAUAUAAUGAACCUGUAAAACUUGUUAAUACCAUUUUAAAUUCUUGUAAUGAAAUUUCUAAAAAACGAGUUGAAGCUGGUGGUAGUAAAUUGCUACUUAUUUACGCUUCAGGACUUUGGGUCUAUGGUGGUGACUCGUUCUCAAUAAAAUCAGAACAAACACCUCUUCAGACAGACUUAAAACUCGACCUUUGGCGCCCUGAAUGCGAACGACAAAUUUUAAACUCACCUCAUAUUAAUGGUAUAAUAAUUCGCUCUGGUGCGGUAUAUGGUAAAAGCGGUUCUUUGACUGGUAUUUGGUUUAAAGCCGCAGUUGAAGGAAGAUUAGAAGGGAUUGGAAAUAGAGAUAUCAGAUGGGCUUUUGUUCACGUUGAUGAUUUAGCUGAAUCAUAUGUGCAAGCGGCCGAACGUGUGGAAAUUGUUAAAGGGCAAAUUUUUAAUAUUGUAAACAAUUCAACAGAAUCAAUGGGUGAUGUCUUGACUGCGAUUGCACGAGUUACUAAAUUUAAAGGAGAAAUAAAAUACCGUGAACCUACAACAGAUUUUGAGAUAGCAAUGACUCAUACAGACCUUUUUACAAAUCGUAAACCACAGACAUUACUUGGAUGGCAUCAAAAAAAAUUAGGAUUUGUUGAUGGAAUUGAAAUUUGGUGGAAUAGUUUUAAAGGUUGGAAUGAUUUAUGA